AUGGAGUGGCUUGGACACGCAGAACUCAACUUCACUCAUGCGCCUUCACCACGAAAGGUGCAAGAGAAAGAUGGCAAUGCCACCGAUCUCUUAUCCAUCUGCGAAAAGGCAACACCGCCAUGCCGGCUGAACCCACUGCUCUUCAAUGGCCAUCUGCAGACGAUGUGGACAGCGACCAAACCUGCUGGACCAAAGAUUUACUAUAAGCGCAAGAUUUUCGACGCUGACCACAAGAUCUACCAUGGAACGUUCGCCGUGGACUUUGCUGUUGAGCCUUUUGAGGCCCCUGAGGACCCUUCAUUGUCUCGACGAACGGCUUACUUCACUCCAGAAGAGUUCGAUCAUAUCGGGUCAGACGACUGCAAGCCCAUGCUUGUGGUUCUGCAUGGUCUUUCAGGUGGUUCUCACGAGAUCUACCUUCGACAUACUAUUGCGCCAUUGAUUGGCGAGGGCGGCUGGGAAGUCUGCGUGGUUAACUCGCGAGGUUGUGCGCGCAGCAAGAUCACCAGUGGUGUCUUGUACAACGCCCGAGCGACAUGGGAUAUUCGUCAGACCAUAAAGUGGCUACAGAAAACUUUCCCCAACCGACCUUUGUUCGGUCUAGGGUUCUCCCUCGGAGCGAACAUGCUCACCAACUAUAUAAGUAUUACUUCUCCGAAUUUUGGCUCAGAGGGCCCCAGCUGUGUCCUCAAGGGAGCAGUUGUAUGCAGCAACCCAUUCAAUCUAGACGUCUCCAGCAAGAUCCUACAGAACAGCUACAUCGGCAAAGAAGUUUAUCUUCGAGUCAUGGGCAGUGCUCUGAAAGAACUCGCUGCCACGCAUAGAACCGAGUUGGAAAAGUACAGCAAAAUCGAUGUUGAGGCCGUGAUGAACAUCACGUAUCUGUAUGAGUUUGAUCGCCUUAUCCAGUGCCCUUCUUGGGGGUAUCCGACGGAGAGUGCAUACUACCGCGAUGCUUCAUCAGUGGAUUCCAUACUUUCCAUUGAGAUUCCUUUCCUGGCUGUCCACUCAACUGAUGAUCCGAUUGCCGUCAAGGAAGCUAUUCCAUAUGAAGAAUUCAAACAGAACCCCAACACUGUCCUUCUCACCUCUAGCCUGGGAGGACAUCUGUGUUGGUUUGAAACCUCGGGCGGUCGGUGGUUUACAAAACCUGUUGCCAAUUUCUUAAACCAUCUUGCUUUCAAGGCCGAUCUCGAUGAUCUCAGGCCUCUCGUUAACCCCAACAACAAUGAUCAUUUAGCUGACGGACAUGGCUAUAUCCCUAUGCGACGUAAGCUAGUCAUUGUGGAAGACUAA
Fusarium verticillioides 7600 is the source of this 1296-nucleotide messenger RNA. RefSeq lists its product as hypothetical. Gene Ontology annotation, molecular function: acetylesterase activity; cysteine-type endopeptidase activity; monoacylglycerol lipase activity. Lineage: Eukaryota; Fungi; Ascomycota; Sordariomycetes; Hypocreales; Nectriaceae. The transcript has 7 exons. The coding region runs from base 1 to 1296 and encodes 431 amino acids. The record is from RefSeq and is a predicted model, not a curated record. Gene Ontology annotation, biological process: proteolysis; medium-chain fatty acid catabolic process; medium-chain fatty acid biosynthetic process.